Messenger RNA from Betta splendens (Siamese fighting fish), 1262 nucleotides. RefSeq names its product tRNA-yW synthesizing protein 3 homolog (S. cerevisiae) (gene tyw3). Gene Ontology annotation, cellular component: cytoplasm. NCBI's taxonomy places the organism in Eukaryota, Metazoa, Chordata, Actinopteri, Anabantiformes, Osphronemidae. Gene Ontology annotation, biological process: tRNA methylation. Bases 222 to 1013 code for a protein of 263 amino acids. The record is from RefSeq and is a predicted model, not a curated record. The transcript is spliced from 6 exons. Gene Ontology annotation, molecular function: tRNA methyltransferase activity.
UUCGAAGCCGCCAUUUUAGUAGGAAACGAAGAAGAAAGAUAUCACCGAGACUUUGAGCUAGCAGUAGCAGAUAGCUAACUUCAAGAAAGAAAUAAUAACAACUUUCAUUAUGCUGGUGUUUAGGUCCUGAGCAUUUGAAUCAUUUUUUGCUUGAUCAGCUCGCACUAUGGAAAAAAUGUGACAUUUUUUACCAGUAGACACUUUUCAGAGUCUCAACAAGCAUGGAUAAAACCUUUUACCAGUGGAAGAAGCAGAGUCUGCAGAAGCUGGACCUGAGUAAGAAAGGGAGCGUGGAUCAGGACAUUGAACAUUUAGUGUCUUUGCUCAACAGCCGUGAGGAAUAUUUCACCACGAGCUCCUGCUCCGGAAGAGUAAUCAUGAUUGACGCGGCUGCAGAGAACAGUGAAGUGCAGAAACAGAAUUGCGUUUGGUUGUUUGUCUCACACCAAAAAUGCACAUCAGAAGACUUGAUGUCUGCUGUGGCCAACUCCAGUGGUGAUGCUCUGUUGAAGUUUGAGCCAUUCAUUCUCCAUGUUCAGUGCAAGAGGCUGGAGGAUGCACAGCUUAUUCACUCAGUGGCCAUCAACUCAGGUUUUAGGAACUCUGGCCUCACUGUCAGCAAGGCGGGAAAGAUAAUCACAGCGGUUCGUAGCACCCAUGGCCUGGAAGUUCCUCUGAGCCAUGGAGGAAAGCUCUUGGUUGGACAGGAGUACAUCAGUUUCUUAACUCAAAUUGCCAAUCAGAAGAUGGAGGAGAACCUCAGACGGAUCCAAAGGUUUUACCAGAAUCUUCAGUCAUCUUUGAUUACAGAGACAUUUCAAAAACUACAAAUCUCAGAGCCUCCAAAAUCUCAAGAAAACCAGGACGCCCCUAACAUCCCAGAGACACAAACAAAGCAAAACAAAACAAGUCUGUAUAAACGGAGGCGGAAGAGAGAUCAGACGGAUUGUUGCCAUGCCGACAGGUCCAGCACUGUGUGUGAAUUGGACGAUUGUGUAGACCUUUUUACAUGAAACGGUGGCUCUGCCCAAUUGCUAACAAACUGUGUGUCCCAUCAACUGCUGAUUCCAUGCUUCCAUCAGUUAAAUUUAGGACAAUAUACAUUGCCAUGGUAACCUUUGCUACACAGUUGUGUGCUGUACAGUAAAUCUGCAGGUCACUGCUACAAGGUAGCACAAAGGACAGUGUUUCUACAGGCUUCCACUGUGUACAGUGCUGCUACAUUAAUGUGAUUAUAGCAAUAAAGAUAUUUUCACCCAUAA